AUGUCUACUCUCGAACAUCAAUCACCACACUUUGCUGUGCCUGGUACCGUUCAGCUCGUCGACAUCGAUCAUACACUGAACGUCAGGCAUGCCGGCAAUGGCGACGUGGUUCUUGUACCUGCUCCCUCAGAUGACCCCGAAGACCCGCUGAACUGGUCACCCCGACGCAAAUUGCGUUCGAUCGCAUGUGUGAUGGCAUAUACGUGGUUCAAGGGCUUGUCCUCUGCCACUGUCUAUGCAGUAGCUGUACCUUUGUCCAAGGAGACGGGCAUUCCUGUCAAGACUCUGAACCAGGGUACCGGUUACAUGUUCUUGCUUCUUGGCUGGGGUUUGUUGUUCUGGCAGCCCUUUGCUCUCCGAUACGGCAAACGCAUCACAUAUCUUCUGUCUAUCCUGGGCACCAUCGCUACUGGUGUAUGGGCCCCUCACAUCAGAUCCGAAGGCGAAUGGCUAGCUAGAUGCGUCAUCCAAGGAUUCUUUGGUGCUCCUAUCGAAGGUCUCCCUGAAAUCUCAGUGACGGACAUUUACUUCACCCAUCAACGAGGCUUCUACAUGGCGUUAUACUCUCUCGCAAUCGCCGGAGCCAGCUAUUUCGGGCCCGUCGUCAGUGGUUUCAUCUCCCAAUACGCCGGUUAUGUAUGGGUCUUCUACAUCCCGGCCAUGUUCCUCGCUGUCGUUUUCAUCGUCCUCUUCUUCGUCAUGGAGGAGACAAACUACGUAAGAGUAUACUCUGACACAACCAGUCCUGGAGACUCCGAGUCUAUUUCCUUGGCCGAGACCCCAGAUGCUCCCACAGGCAAACAAGGCGGUAUUCCGAGAGUCGUCCCUGCUACCAGGGUACUUUCUUCGAACGUUGGCCAAAUCCACCGUCCCGAGAAGAGCUAUUGGCAAAGAAUGUCCCUGUGGACUCCCACACCUGGUCCGAGCAUUCUAGCAUCGGCGAUCAGAAGUUUGAGAUUCCUUGGAUGGCCAGUGAUAUUCUACUCUGGCUUCUCGUAUGGAUCAUACUUGGUUUGGUCCAACAUGCUCAACGGAACAAUCUCGCUGAUUUUGACCAAACCACCAUACAACUUUAGCACCUCGCAAGUUGGUCUCAGCUAUCUGUCUGGCUGCCUCGGAGUUCUCCUCGGCGGUCUGGCUUUUGGUAAAAUUAGCGACUGGUUGGCUCUGAAGCUUGCACGCCGCAACAAUGGUAUCAUGGAGCCCGAGCAUCGUCUCUGGCCUUUCUGCGUCACCAUGGUCCUCGUACCUGCAUCCCUGAUCCUUUGGGGUGUUGGUGCCGCUCAUCACAUCCACUGGUUCGGCCUGAUCGUCGCUUUCGGCCUCGUAGCUUUUGGCGUUGCCCUCAGCGUCUCGAUCUCCGUCAACUACAUGGUCGACAGCUACCACGACAUCAGCGGCGAUGCCAUCACCACAAUCAUGCUAGUCCGCAAUACCAUGUCCUUUGCAAUGGGUUAUGGCGUGACUCCGUGGGUCGAAGGGCUCGGCACACAAAACUGCUUCCUCUCUGCUGCAGGAGUCAGUGUUGCGGCCUCAGGAGUCGCAUUUGUGUUCUUGAAGUGGGGCAAAAAGUUCCGUGAGCGCAGCGCGAAUUCGUACUACAACUUGGUCGACAAGCGAGCUGGCUAG
Aureobasidium namibiae CBS 147.97 is the source of this 1629-nucleotide messenger RNA. RefSeq names its product MFS general substrate transporter. Gene Ontology annotation, biological process: transmembrane transport. Lineage: Eukaryota; Fungi; Ascomycota; Dothideomycetes; Dothideales; Saccotheciaceae. The record is from RefSeq and is a predicted model, not a curated record. The transcript is spliced from 6 exons. Gene Ontology annotation, molecular function: transmembrane transporter activity. Bases 1 to 1629 code for a protein of 542 amino acids.